UUUGCUUCACUCAGCUCUCUCUCUCUCUCCACAUUGCUUCUCUCUAUCUCUCACUACUCUCUCUAUCUGUAUCUGCUGCGUCGAACGAUCUCAAUCUCAAUGUGUUUUGAAUUUUAAUCAGAGAUCGGAAUCCGAGAAUUUUGGCAUUGAUGUGUUUUGAAUCAUAAUCGAAGAUCCGAAUCGGAGAAUUUCCGCAUUGGCAGAGCGAAUUCGAGGAAUAUUCAUGUGUUUGUUGAUGCUCAUCUAUAUCUAGUUGAAAAAGGCUCUGUUUUAUCUGCAUGUAUAUGCUUUCGUCUACAUUUAUUGUGUAUUGUAUUGUAAAUGCAUGUGAAUUUGGAGGAGUGAAGCUUGAGCUGUGUGUGGUACAUGAUUUGAUUUUCGUCGUUUAUGUAUUUUAUUCAUUUAUUAAUUAUUAAUUUUCUGAGCUUGUGUGAGAUGUGGAACUAUUGGGGACUGUAUUUGAUUUUUCUAGCGAGAUUCACUUUGUCAUGUGAUGCAAUUCAUUUUUUUAUGUUAGUCGUGUGGUGUGGAUGAUUAUUUUUUUGGGGGUAAUGUGAUUGGUUUAUUUAUGAGGAAGAAGAGUGUAUGUUUUGAUCAUGACAAGCGAGUGGUUGUUGGUGUGCUGACAUGUUUUGUUCGUUGGAAUUUAGUGCGUAUGGGUUGUUGGGAGAUUAAGUCAAUAUAGAUGAGCUCGAUGAUGCAUCUCUUUUAACUUUUAUUGUUUUGCUUGGUUUCUGUAAAUUGUCUGUUUUGAGGUCUUGAACUCUUAGAUUUGAUUGUUUUUUACCCCUGAUUUGUUUCUAUACUGCCUCCAUAUCCAUGUGAAAGGGCGGGAAUACUAUGUGGAGGUGCAGUAAAUAUUCUUUUCCCCAAUAAAGUGAAAGGAGAACAAAAGAUAUGUGAUUAUUUGGGCAGGUAGUCAGCUGUGAAUGUGUUGAGGUUGGGCAUUAGGAUAUUGCAAAGGAGCAUGUAAUGUAAUGCUAGUUUGGUUCAGCUUGAAACUGAGAGGAAGUCUGUAGGGAGUCAGGUUUACUGCUGUGUUACACUGUGAAGUGCAGUGUUGACAUGAAAAUUUGUUUUCCUCUAAUUUUUGCAUACAAUGGCAUGGCAUAUCCAGCUCACGGGACUGUACUUUUGUGCUAGCUAUCAGUUUUGAUGGUGCACAAUACAUGCCACCUUACCUGAAUUAUCAUAGCCAUCAACCAGAAUUAGCAUAAAAGAAUUGCAAAUCCAUGCCACCUUACCUGAGUUUUGUGUUGUUCCAGAGACAGAGAUGGUUGCAUUCGGGAAGAAAUUAAAGGAGAGGCAACUACAAGAAUGGGAAGGGUAUUACAUCAAUUACAAAUUAAUGAAGAAAAAGGUAAAGACUUACACAAAUCAAAUUGAAGCUGGAUCAGAACGACGUCAUGUUCUCAAGGAUUUCUCGAGAAUGUUGGAUAAUCAGAUAGAAAAAAUUGUUCUCUUUAUGCUGGAACAACAAGGCCUACUCGCAAGCAGGAUUGCCCAGCUGAAUGAUCAACAAGAUGCUAAUCAAGAACAACCUGACAUAUCGAAAAUAUCUGAUCUACGGGAAGCUUACAGAGCAGUUGGGCAGGAUCUCCUCAAGCUUCUAUUUUUUGUUGAAAUGAAUGCAAUUGGUUUGAGGAAGAUCCUUAAAAAGUUUGAUAAGCGAUUUGGGUAUAAAUUCACAGAUUACUAUGUCAAAACUCGUGCUAAUCAUCCUUAUUCCCAGCUUCAGCAAGUAUUCAAGCACGUGGGUUUGGGUGCUGUGGUUGGAGCUAUAUCUCGCAAUCUGGCUGAUCUUCAGGACCGCCAGGGAAGCUACUUAUCAAUUUAUGAUCAGCCUACACUCCCGCUCCAGGAGCCUGUUGUUGACUCACUAAAAUCAGCUGUUGACAGAUUAACCCAUUCAACAAAUUUCCUUGAGUUUUUGGGCCAACACGCACUUAUCAUGCAUGAUGAGUUGCCUUCUGCUGUAGAUGAACAUAUUGAUGAUCAGAGAUACCAUUUCAUGUCACUUAUUUUGAACUUGGCAAACACCUUUCUUUAUAUGGUCAACACAUACAUUAUUGUUCCCACAGCAGAUGACUAUGCUACAAGCCUUGAUGCAGCACCAACUGUCUGUGGUGUCGUAAUUGGGUCAAUGGCAGUUGCACAGAUAUUUUCUUCUGUGUAUUUCAGUGCUUGGUCUAACAAGUCAUACUUCAGACCUUUGGUUUUCAGCAGCAUCGUUCUCAUUAUUGGAAAUGCUAUGUAUGCAUUGGCUUUUGACGCCGGAUCGUUAAAGGUACUCUUACUUGGUCGUGUAUUUUGCGGUUUGGGUUCUGCACGAGCAGUUAAUCGGCGUUACAUUAGUGACUGUGUGCCACUUAAAAUCCGGAUGCAGGCUUCUGCAGCUUUUGUUAGUGCCAGUGCUUUGGGAAUGGCAUGUGGCCCUGCAUUGGCAGGGCUACUUCAGAUGAAUUGCAAGUACUUCCAUAUCACAUUUAAUCAAGUCACUAUGCCUGGUUGGGUUAUGACUAUUGCGUGGAUGUGCUAUUUAGUAUGGUUGUCGAUCUCCUUCAGAGAACCUGCUCAUGAGACUGAUAUCGAUGAGGCCCCUAAGCAAUGUAGUGCUGAACAAAGUGAUGAGCUAGAGAAGGGACUUGCACAACCAUUACUUAAGUCAGCAGAACAUGAACAAGAUGAUGAUGGGGAUCAAGAGUGUGAUGCUAGUGAAGAGGCUCCAGAGGAAUCUCGUGAACCAGCCAACUCGCUAGGAGCAGCAUAUAGGUUACUCACACCAUCUGUAAAGGUUCAGUUGUUGAUAUACUUCAUGCUUAAAUACGCAAUGGAAAUCCUACUUUCAGAAUCAAGUGUAAUCUCGUCAUACUAUUUUAAUUGGACUACUGGCAAAGUAUCUAUCUUUCUUGCCAGCCUUGGUCUCACGGUUCUUCCUAUAAACAUCAUUGUUGGUAAUUACAUAAGCAAUAUGUACGAGGACAGGCAAAUAUUACUGGCAUCUGAAGUUGUGGUUCUCGUGGGCAUACUUUUAAGUUUCGAGUCUAUCGUCAAAUAUACCGUGCAACAAUAUGUCUUUUCAGGGCUCAUCAUGUUUGUAGCUGCUGAAGUAUUGGAAGGCGUCAAUCUGUCGCUACUCUCCAGAGUAAUGUCGUCUCGGCUCUCUCGUGGGACGUACAAUGGCGGCCUUCUGUCUACAGAAGCUGGGACGUUUGCUCGAGUGGUUGCAGAUGCAACGAUCACAUUAGGUGGUUAUGCCGAGCGGAAACACCUGUUGAAUCUCACCCUCCUUCCAUCUCUGGUGAUUUGCAUAUGUUCGAUUGUAGCUACAUGCUGCACCUACAAUUCUCUUUACUAAACUUUUGCGUAUCGCGACCAUGCCUUCGCCUUCGACUUGAGUACUAGUUCAUUCAUUCUUUAUUGGUUAUGGGGUAAAUCAAAAUUUUUGUAUCGUCGAGGCUCGACUAAAUGCUGCAUAUCGUGAUCAUUUUCCUCGAGUGAUUUGCAUCGUGUUUGAGAGACGAAGCCUAAUCACAUACGAGUCCAACCGAUAUUUUUUCUUGCGUCCGACCCUGCCA
This is a messenger RNA of Salvia hispanica, 3578 nucleotides long. Lineage: Eukaryota; Viridiplantae; Streptophyta; Magnoliopsida; Lamiales; Lamiaceae. The record is from RefSeq and is a predicted model, not a curated record.